Bursaphelenchus okinawaensis is the source of this 1719-nucleotide messenger RNA. The record is from the annotation of a GenBank genome assembly. NCBI's taxonomy places the organism in Eukaryota, Metazoa, Nematoda, Chromadorea, Rhabditida, Aphelenchoididae.
AUGUCCGAAACAGUAAACCUAGAUGAUUCUAUGCCAAUUAUUAAAGUAGAAAAUGUGGAACGUGAUUCAAGUGAAGAGCCUGAGCAGUUUGAAACGGCACAAGCGUUGUUAAACCCGUCAAUAUUUGGACCUAGCGUGUCGUGCAAUACAGCACCACAAGAAGAUGAUCAUUCGUUAAGCCAACAAUGGGACAGUGAAGGUAGUCUUACUGAUUUGGGCAUUCAAAACACCUUCAAUAAAGAGAUGUGCGAUGCUACGAUACCUUCCAUUGAGUCGUUGAUGCCAAUAGUUGCAGAAGCUCUUACUGGUACUGAAGCAAAACGAAGCGCUAACUUUUUUAACUCUAGCACGAGGAGAGGUAGACCAAGGAAAUAUCCACUGCCUGUAAGUUUUUAUCUUUAUCAUUACUGUUUUAUUAAGAAGUUGUUAUUUAUGAGUCAUUUUAGGAUCCGAACGUUCCAAAACGGCCUAGGGGAAGGCCGCGCACUUUAGAUGGUCAUCCGUUAGAUGGUGCCAGCACUCCAGCUUCAGAUAAGCGUGACGCUAGAUCUAUUCUGACAAAUUCAAAACUUUUACAUGAUUUCAAUUUACAAAAACCAAUCGGGAACAAAAAUUUGAUCUGCAAAAAACCUCGAGGCCGACCCCGGAUUCGCCCAUUGCCGGUUGGUUUUCGUGUUAAAAAAAUUUUGCCAAGAAAUCUUUAAGUUAAAUAUGCUCUUUUCUUAUUAAUGUCCGCGUGUUUAUAGGACCCGUCAAUUCCAAAGCGAUCUCGAGGCAGACCACGGAUGUCCGAAGGCUAUGUAAAUCCAAAUAAAGAAUCAUCAAUAUUAGCAAUUCUGGUAAGUACUCAAUUUUUAGAUGUUCAACUUAAUUUGUGUUUCUGUAUUAUUACUUAAUGACGUUUUUAGAAUUCAACUGAACCAAAAUUAGACCAGCCUUCUUGGCUGCAACAGGCUGCUCAACCCGACCCAACAGAACAAUUACUAAAAUUUCUAAACCGAGUUGUAAAUCAGCCCUCCGAGUCUUCGUCGAGGUCAUGUUCGAGCACACCGUUGGAAGGCGGGCUAAACAGUAAUGUAGGUAGUUUUUUAGUUUAAGUCUGAAUUAACCAUUAAGUACAAUUUUUUUGUGUAGGUAUAUUUUUUUAUAAUUUGUUUAAAUCGUCACGUAUAGUAUUUUUUGUUUUAGUUUUUACAUACUAAAAAUAAUUUUUUAGUUGAUUGAAAAAACAAAAAGUAUUGGCAACACCAAUGAUGAUGAACAUCCAGAUAAUACCGAGUUUUAUCCAAGUAUUCAAGGUUUGGAGUAAGCUUUAACUUUUCGUUUAAUUUUUUGUAAACCAGUAAUUGGAACUAAUUAUAUCAGUUGUUUCAUGCUUAAUAUAGUUGAAUGCCAUUUAGGCCUACCAGUCCUACUUACCGUAACCUAUGGAAUUUGCAUCGAUUAGGCGAACGAGAAAUCAUUUUUCCCACAUCGUCGUUGGAGUUGGUGUUGAAUGAAAACUCGUUAAUGGCAUUGCCUCAAAACGGUCAUCAAAUCAAGGAUAUAUUGGUAUUUCCAUCACCAGAAUCUAAUUGUACGUGUAGCUUUGAGUUGGCUGAAUCUGAAUGUCGUCAAUAUUUGGGCCUAAGGUUACGGUCACAAAAGACAUGUUCGUGGAAAGUCAGUAUGGCCAAGUUAGACGGAGUUCGCUUUCUAUGGCCGUUUAAAAGUUCUUAA